Thlaspi arvense is the source of this 2124-nucleotide messenger RNA. The record is from the annotation of a GenBank genome assembly. Lineage: Eukaryota; Viridiplantae; Streptophyta; Magnoliopsida; Brassicales; Brassicaceae.
CAAAAACCAAAGGCUUUUUAGGUUCAUUUUUAAUUUCACAGUCUUCUUCACAUCCACUCAUCAUCAUUGCUCUCCGGCGAGAAGACACCGCGACUGACGAUAACACUUCGCCGUCACUCUCUCUCUCUAAUCGCCAGCGAUGGAGAGCUUCGCACUUCACUCUCUCUCCACCACCGCCACUUCCGCUUCCUUCUCCCAUCACCCCUCACGCCUCUCCCUUCUCCGCCGUUUCUCAUCGAGAUCUCUGCCUUCAACCAUCUCUCUCCCUUCUCUCCCAUCUAUCCGAUCUCACUCCGUUCAACCUCUCAAUUUUCCUCUCCUCAAACCAAUUCCCCGUUUCUCCACACGAAUAGCCGCCGCACCACGAGACGACGCUCCUCCUCCUCCUACGCCUUCCGAAUCUCCGUCUCCUCAACCGCUUCAAGGGGCGAAACUAGUUCCUCUGAUUCUCUCCGUCUCCGUCGGUCUAAUCCUCCGAUUCGCUGUUUCAGUACCGGAAGGAGUCACGCCGCAAGGCUGGCAGCUUCUCUCGAUCUUCCUCUCCACAAUCGCUGGCCUCGUCCUUAGCCCUCUUCCAGUCGGAGCUUGGGCUUUUAUCGGACUCACCGCUUCGAUUGUCACGAGAACGCUCUCCUUCUCAGCCGCUUUCUCGGCCUUCACCAGCGAGGUCAUCUGGCUCAUCGUCAUCUCCUUCUUCUUUGCUCGUGGAUUCGUCAAGACAGGUCUCGGCGACAGAAUCGCCACUUACUUCGUGAAAUGGCUUGGGAAGAGCACCUUGGGUUUGUCUUACGGGCUUACGCUUAGCGAGGCCUUGAUCGCUCCUGCAAUGCCCAGCACGACGGCUAGAGCUGGCGGCAUUUUCUUGCCCAUCAUCAAGUCUCUUUCCCUCUCGGCUGGAAGUAAACCGGGAGAUUCUUCGUCGAGGAAAUUAGGGUCUUACCUGAUCCAGUCCCAGUUCCAGUGCGCCGGAAACUCGAGUGCUCUUUUCUUGACCGCCGCUGCUCAGAAUUUGCUGUGCCUCAAGUUAGCUGAGGAGCUUGGAGUAGUGAUCGCAAACCCGUGGGUUUCUUGGUUUAAGGCCGCUAGUUUACCCGCAAUCAUAUCGCUUCUCUGCACUCCACUUAUCCUCUAUAAGCUUUAUCCUCCAGAGACCAAGGACACACCUGAGGCUCCUGGUAUUGCUGCAUUGAAACUCAAGCAGAUGGGUCCUGUCACUAAAAACGAGUGGAUCAUGGUCGGUACAAUGCUUCUUGCUGUCACUCUUUGGAUCUGCGGAGAGACUCUCGGGAUACCAAGUGUUGUAGCUGCCAUGAUCGGUCUCUCCAUACUUCUUCUGCUUGGUGUACUUAAUUGGGACGAUUGCCUAAGCGAAAAAUCAGCAUGGGACACAUUAGCUUGGUUCGCUGUCUUGGUUGGAAUGGCAGGACAGCUCACAAACCUCGGCGUAGUAACGUGGAUGUCUGAUUGUGUAGCCAAAGUUCUCCAAUCUCUGUCCUUGAGCUGGCCUGCUGCGUUUGGGCUUCUCCAAGCGGCUUACUUCUUCAUUCACUACCUUUUCGCAAGCCAAACAGGUCAUGUUGGAGCUCUCUUCUCGGCUUUCCUAGCUAUGAAUAUAGCAGCAGGUGUUCCAGGCAUACUUGCUGCACUCGCUUUAGCUUACAACACCAAUCUCUUUGGCGCUUUGACUCACUACAGCAGCGGUCAAGCCGCUGUCUACUAUGGAGCGGGUUAUGUUGAUCUACCUGAUGUAUUCAAGAUUGGAUUCGUGAUGGCUACCAUUAAUGCGAUCAUCUGGGGAGUAGUGGGAACUUUCUGGUGGAAAUUUUUGGGUCUCUAUUGAGAGCUUAAAUGAAAAAUCACCGCAAGAAGUUGUUGUUGAAGACGGUAACAGUUUCCUUGUUGAUCAUUUGGUGUCAGAGGGAGUUUUUUCUCCUUUUAAAUUUACUUGCAAUUAGAGGGAAUCGGACAAUCUUUCUCACGUAGAUAUACAGAGGAUCUGUCCCCAUUUGUUUCUCCCUUAUGAAAUAUCGUACUUUUCAGAAAAAAAAGAAAGUUUAACAAACAAGAUGAACUAUUACACACUGAAAAUUCUUAAAAGUGAUGAAAAUGAAAGGUGUUUAACAA